GGGGGACUGCGCUGAGGCUGAAGCAGCAGAGAAGCAGCAGACGCAUCACUGCAGAGGCUCAGAGCUGAAGCACUUUACGGCUGAAAGAGGAGAGAGCAGCAGGACUCUGGAGCAGUAGGACUCUGGAGCAGUAGGACUCUGGAGCAGUAGGACUCUGGAGCAGUAGGACUCUGGAGCAGUAGGACUCUGGAGCAGUAGGACUCUGGGCUCAUGGACCUGUGUCUCUGUUUGGACUCUUCAGCAUCGCCUCUUUAACACAAACAAAGUGCUGAUUGAGCCGCAGGCUGCGCACUGCUUCAGUCCCGCUUCAGUCGCGCGUUUGGCUCAUAUGGAUGUGACUUCAGCUCAGUGGCUCUUUUUUACUUGUGCUCAGUGAAUUAUUCAGCGCGUCUCCACAGACUCUCUUCACUUUGGAGAAAGAGGCUGUGCCAGGACCCUCCCUCGUGUUUCUGUCACUUCUGGAGCGCUGCGUAAAAGCUUCAGCAGCUUCAGCUCUUUCUGCUUCAGCGGUUUCUGCUUCUGCUGUGCUCGUGCCGUGACUCUUCACAGCUGCAUAGAGGAUGUCUGCCCCAGAUGCCGCUGCCCCGGCCGGAGCCCCCGGAGCUCCUGGAGCGCCCGGUGCUGAAGGAGCCCCGGGAGGAGGCCCUCCCGCCCCUCCCAACACCAGCAGCAACCGCCGCCUGCAGCAAACACAGGCCCAAGUGGAGGAGGUGGUGGAUAUUAUGCGAGUGAACGUGGACAAGGUUUUGGAAAGGGACCAGAAGCUUUCGGAGCUGGAUGACAGAGCAGACGCUCUCCAGGCCGGAGCCUCCCAGUUCGAAAGCUGCGCCGCUAAACUAAAGAACAAAUACUGGUGGAAGAACUGCAAGAUGAUGAUCAUGAUGGGGAUCAUCGGAGUCAUCGUCGUUGGCAUCAUUUUCCUGUACUUCUUCUACUGAGCCCCGACGUCAAUAUAGAUAGAUAUGGACUUAAGAAUGAUGAGAGGGGGAGAAAAAAAACAACCAAGCACUGCUCUUCAUCAAAACAUGACCCCCUCCCUUUACAACAAUAGUGUUAAUGUGUCCCCCUCGUCCACACUGAAGUCUGUCCUGUCUCUGCACCUUAUGUAUAACUGAAGGACAAACCAGACUGAGCCAAGAGGAAGGCAGGACACUGUAAGUCUGGUCCAUCGAGCCAACACUGUACAGUCUGCACCCAAGUCUGAUCAGAGGGACUUUUUGAGCAGCGUUCAUUUGUAAAUCCAACCAUUUUCAACAUUUCAUACUAACCUUUUGUCACCGCAGUAGCUUUUGCCAGUCACUAACAUUGUGUUCAGCUGUAAUAUUGUUUUGACGUGUAUUUGUGAUCCACUGUAGGUAAAUAUACUUCACUUUUUUUGUUCAAACUAUUUAUUUUCUAGACACUGGUUCAGUUCGUAAGACAAAAAGGAGCUCAGUAGUGUUAAAAUAUAAAGUAGUUUGAUUCAAAGAGAGCCAAAGGGUGCGUGGGUUUGUAGAUAUAGAUGCAAAUGAGAGAUUAUUGUUGCUGUUUUGGAGUGGAAGCGUGUGGUGAGAGAGCAGCCCAAACAGACAAUCUCCUACACUCUCACACAAGUUUGACUCUGUCCCGAGCAGAGACCCAGCCAUAGACAAAUGAAUGUCUAGAGUUACAUAAACUAAGCAUGUGUAGUAUCUGAGGUUGUUUAAGUUCAUUUUAAUGUCCAGUAGAGGGCGCCCACGAAUUACUGUCCACGCGUAAAAUGACUUGUGAUUCAUUGGAGUAGAUUCGACACGGUUCUAUUUAAAAGUUUUCGUGAUGUAGAAUAUUUUACCAGUUUUUACACUUUUCUGACAGGUUACACAACAACUUUUAAACCAGAAAUAAAUUUGUAAAAUAAGUUGACUCAAAUCCUCUUCAACGUUUGUCGAAUAAAGACGCUCGGAAACAUAAUUGGUUAAGACCGUUAUUUUAAUAGAGCCAUGAUUAAAACGUAGAAGAAGUCAAACCCGGAAGUGACUAACGUAAAGUAAACAAAGCUAAACAUGUAAAAACUAGUGAAAUUAUGGGGUAACACGUUGUAAUAACUACAAAAUUUACAGCUUUAGUCAAACAUGAACGACGACUUAAUUCAUAAUCAACAAAUAGUUUAUAAAGAAUGAGUCAGACGUGGUAAAACGUAAUGAAAGAGUUUGGUUUAGGGCAUUAUUAUGUAGUUAGCAAGGAUGGGACAGUAAAUAAUAUAGUUUAUCAUGAUUAAAAAAAAAAAAAAAAGGUAGAUAAUUUUAUAUAAUCGUUAAUAAAGAUAAUCUCAAUCAUUGUCUCACCAGAAUGUGAAGAAAAAAGCUACAAAUCCAUAAUGUUCUUGGCUUGAUUGUAGUUGUUUUCACUGAUAACAAAGUGCAAUUAUAUAAAAGUUGUUUAAACAUGGAAUUAGGUCUAUAUAUAAUAUUAAAAUUAUAAUUAUUCAUAUCCAUAAUAUUUUUAAACUGUCAGCAGCUUUAAUAAUUAUAGUGAUGUACUGGUAUAAGUCAUUGUUCAUGUGUUAUUAAGACUAAGGUGUAGUUAUUAUUAUAAAGUGUUACCAAUAAGGAAAAUAUUGUGAAUUUAAGUCAUUUUAACUAUUCUUGUAAUUCAUUUUUUCGGUGUAGUAGACCAGGUUGUCGAAUGAACUGUUCUUAACUUGCAUGGCAGACGUGUCCAUACUUUUGCCUUUUAAUACUUUGUGUCUUUCUUCCAUUUCUGAACCUAACUGCCGUUCUUCUCAUUGUGGUUUACCUUAAAAAGAUGUGUAUACUGUUACUUAAUAACUGCUGCUUAUGCAACAAAUAAUGCACCAGGAUCUGCCCCUCCUACGUUUAGCUUUUUAAGAAAUCGCUGCAUUUAAAAUAACUGUAAAAACACGUCACAUUAUGCUCCUGAUGAUGUCAAGGAUUGAGCUGUUGAAAAUGUAUUUUUGUCAUUUCAGUUUAAACGUUGGAUUUUGAGGAUUUGUAAAGUUAAAGAAUUAUGAACAAAAUGCCAAAAACAUAGAUAGUGUAGAUACUUUGGCAAAACUUUGAGACAUGUGACCUGAACUUGAAAUGCAAAACAGAUGCAUGCUACUACUCUGCUGAUGCCAAUAAAGAACCACAAAAAGCAA
Messenger RNA from Periophthalmus magnuspinnatus, 3118 nucleotides. It is a transcript of the gene vamp1b, whose product is annotated as vesicle associated membrane protein 1b. NCBI's taxonomy places the organism in Eukaryota, Metazoa, Chordata, Actinopteri, Gobiiformes, Gobiidae. Gene Ontology annotation, biological process: vesicle-mediated transport; vesicle fusion; SNARE complex assembly. Gene Ontology annotation, molecular function: syntaxin binding; SNAP receptor activity. The transcript has 5 exons. The record is from RefSeq and is a predicted model, not a curated record. Bases 561 to 938 code for a protein of 125 amino acids. Gene Ontology annotation, cellular component: plasma membrane; SNARE complex.